GGCUAUGAGAUGAUGGCCGAAGGGUCCGGCAAAGAAACUUCUGACAGUGAUAGUGGUUACGCUGGCAAUCGUGUCGAUGAGAACAAGCAAACUGCGAUCUCCUCAUCGUCGAGUCACACUGAAGGAAGCAGUCACGCAGAAUCUUCGUUAGUUGCAAUCGAUACAUCAGUUCAUCACAUAAGUCCGGUCCAUGUGGCGGCACCAAUAGAAGAACGGGCACUAAUAGCGGCAGCAGCAAGCAAUCUUCCAUCUCAGAAACAGAAUUCUCUGCAAGUGGACUGA
This is a messenger RNA of Anisakis simplex (herring worm), 282 nucleotides long. The record is from the annotation of a GenBank genome assembly. NCBI's taxonomy places the organism in Eukaryota, Metazoa, Nematoda, Chromadorea, Rhabditida, Anisakidae.